AACGGCAGCGAGGACAUGGCGGCGGAGGGGAUCGCUGUGGCGGAACUGCAGCCGGACGGGGAGAGCAGCAGCGAGCUGGACAGCAGCUACGGGCAGCUGCGGGAAGACGAAGAGGAGGGGGAGGACGUCAACUACGUACUCUACAGGGACAGGAAGGAAUGGGCAGACGUUGAACCUGUCUCUCAAAAUGAUGGGCCAAAUCCUGUUGUUCAGAUCAUCUACAGUGAAAAAUUUCAAGAUGUCUAUGAUUACUUCCGGGCUGUUCUGCAGCAGGACGAGAGAAGUGAAAGAGCUUUCAAGCUAACAGCAGAUGCCCUUGAGUUAAAUGCUGCAAAUUACACAGUAUGGCAUUUCCGGAGGGUCCUCCUGCAGUCUUUGGGAAAGGAUCUCCAUGAGGAACUUAAGUAUAUUACGGCUAUCAUUGAAGAUCAGCCAAAGAACUACCAAGUCUGGCAUCACAGACGGGUGUUGGUGGAAUGGCUGCAGGAUCCAUCCCAAGAGCUUGAGUUCAUAGCUGACAUUCUUAACCAAGAUGCCAAAAAUUACCAUGCAUGGCAACACAGACAAUGGGUUAUUCAGGAGUUCAAAUUAUGGGACAAUGAACUGGAAUACGUAGACCAGCUUUUGAAGGAAGAUGUGAGAAACAACUCUGUUUGGAACCAACGACAUUUCGUAAUUUUCAAUACCACUGGCUAUGAUGAUCCAGCAGUCCUAGACAGAGAAGUCCAUUACACUCUUAAGAUGAUCGCAGCAGUGCCACAUAAUGAGAGCGCAUGGAACUAUUUAAAAGGGAUUCUACAGGAUCGUGGUCUUUCAAAGUAUCCAAAUCUGUUAGAGCAGCUGUUGAAUUUACAGCCCAGCCACAGUUCACCCUAUCUGAUUGCCUUUCUUGUGGACUUUUAUGAAGAUAUGCUUGAAAACCAGUGUGAUGACAAGGAAGAAACACUAAAUAAGGCAUUGGAGUUGUGUGAAAUUCUGGCUAAAGAAAAAGACACCAUCCGAAAGGAAUACUGGAGAUAUAUUGGAAGGUCCCUUCAGAACAGGCACAGCUCAGGCCCUGAACAGAACACACUGGCAGACAAGCAUCAGUAACUGGAAGUGGAAGAAAACAGUGUUAAGCACUGAAGCUGUUCUAAAGCAGUACUGAGUAGGUUUAUCAGCUAACUUAAAAUCCAGUGUAGUAUUCCCCUGGUGAAGAGGUAUUACAAUGAAAUUUGAGUGCAGAGUGCUGUAUAGUCUCGGGUCACUGCUGCUACUGGUGAUAGCUCUGUGUGCAGUUAAGAAAUUUAUUAAGGCUUAAUUAUUGAAAUGUACCAAAUAAAGGGUUUGUUUCCUAGUAAUAAAUACAUAAAGUUAUACCUACGAUAUAUAAGGCACUAAAUUAAUUUCUCAUGCCUUGACUUACCCACUUGUGGUUCCUAACAGUCACAUCAGAUCCUGCAGUAACAACUGCCGGUAACUUCACAGUUGUGACUAUUAAGUAACAUACUUCUGGUUAGUGCGAGCAGGCGCUGCAGUUGUUGCUUUAUGUGGCAGCAGCUAUGCAACACUGACAGCACAUGCUAUUGUAUGAAACUAACACCAAGUAAUUUUGUAAUAAAAAUAGGUAACAAAGCAUUUGUCUGAAAUUUUUUAGUGUAUUUCUUUUGGUCUUUAAACAGUCUGUCAAAGAACAGUCUGUUCUUCUCAGAUGCUAAUAGAGAUAAAAUAUUCCCUUUUAGGGAGAUUGGAUUCUGUUGCAUUGAGGUGGCUUUUGCACUGGAGUAUUCUCAUCCCAGAAACUUUCAGUAUACUUGAUGUAUUCAGUAGAGCCUUGAAUUCUUAUCUGCACAGUCAGGAACAAUGCUUUGAGGAUCCACUUAGAUUUUUGUAGGAAUUCUGUUCAGACAGCUGCAAGUCUGAAUUUUUUUUUUCUUCAUCUUUUAUGACCAGACCAAACUUAAAUCAUAGGUCAGAAGAUAUUAUAACUAACUGGUUAUGUUACGUUAUCUUCACUGAACUUGAAGGGAAGGAAUGGCUUUCAUCUAGACCUAUUUGCAGUAAAUGUCUUAACCUUGUUGCUCUUAUAGGCUUUUCGUGUUUUUUCUGUUUAUAUAUUCAGCCAAGAACUAUUUUUCCUUUUCUUUGUGAAAGAUACAAGGCACCUGCAGUACAAAACUGUAGAGUGUGGUGUGCGUACCUCUACAAGGAAACUGCUGCAUCUGCCCUGUUUUCAGUAAAUGGCUAUUGUAAAUUGUGUUCUUAGCACAGCGUGCUUGUUUGAUAUGACGUAUUUUCUUGGAGGUGAUCGUAAAGAGAACAAAUAAAUACUAAUAUUUAUUCCAUAAUAUGAACUGUCUUUCUGAUACUAAACAUUAAAAGCUGCUGCUGUAAUUAAAUGUAGUGGAGACUUUAAAUGCUUAAAAUACAUUAAUGCAUUCUUUAAAUUUAAAACAGUAUCUGAUUUUUUUAAUGCUUUUACCACUUGACCAGCAGUAGAGAAAACAUCUUUGUAAUGACACGUUAACAUUUAAAAUGGACAUGAACUUCAAACUUCUGGAGAUUUUUUAAUCUGCUCUUAAGAUCCAGCAUAGAACAAAAAGUGUAUAUUUCUACCCCCAUUAAUUGUUCCUAAUUGAAACUAAACUAAAUACAAAAUACUGAUCACUCAGGAUGUUCAAGGUCUUCAGUACCUUAAAAUAAACAUCAUCAACGUAGAGGGAACAGAAUUUGUCCUCUGAAUAUGGUGUUAAUAAGUUCCUGUAUCUAUAAACAAAAUUCAGAGGGCACUUGGAAUAAGUCAGAGUAUUCUAUAAAGACCUUGGCAUGAAUUUCAGAGACAAUAACUCAUCCCAAGGUAAGAAGAUGAACAGUGUCCACUGGGACACUGUAUUUUGGAAUAUGACCUCUCAGUCACUUUUGGUCUGAAGAAAGAUCUUAGAUUUAGCCCUACUGUGCUUCUGUGUCAAGAAUGGUGGGAUCUUCUGACAAGCCUCUUAGACUAUUUUAUAGUGUGGUCAACUUACAGCAUUCUUAUGCUUGAAAAUGAUGUCUAGAAGUAAUCUGUAAAGAAUCAUUAACUAACAAGGUUAAUACAGUUUUAUGCUGGUUAUACAAGCACAAUGAUAGUUGCAAAGAUAAUGCCACUUCUAAAUUUAUCAAUGAAGGAAUAACCAGAUAUGUAUGCUAACAGAAAAAUGUCUCAUGUAAAAUAAAUGUGUGAUCAAACAAAUCAUGCAAAUCCUAACAAAAAAACAUGCUGGAGACUAGAGUCCAGCUGUUUGGUUUUUUGGUUUGCUUUUUUGUUGUUGUUUUUUUUUUUUAAAGUCACUAUGUUUUAACAGAAAUGUUCAGGUUUUUCUUUCAAUUGUUUAUGUUUACUGUCAUUCGGAUUGCAAGGAAGCUCUAAAAUUGAUUUCAAAAGGCCCCUCAGUUCUGUGAUAGUCAGCCAUACUCAGAAAUACUGAGCUGAAAGAGCUGGGAAGACAAUAGUCUGCCCAGCCAGGCUGCAACUGCAGCUAUGAAGACUUUAAUUUUUAAAAUGUGUCUCAGACAGAAUCUUCCUACGGUAGUGGGAGCUUGACAAAAUGUAUGGGCUAUAGAGAGAAGGAUCUUACAAUAGGAAGUGUUAGAUGACUUUAACCUGUAGGCAUUGGUACUGACUACCUAUGAUUAGAGGAAACACCAAACUGAUUUGUUCUAAGGGUUCACCUGUACAAGAAUACUUUAACUGUUGUUACUGAUUGUGUGUAGUGAUGUGACUCUUGUGUACAAUUUUAUUACUGAAGAACUGUGCCUAAAUGGAAAACUGUAUUGGUACAACUGUCCCUUGUAAAUCAGUGUAACCAGAACAUUCAGUGGAGUACAGAGAAUUAUUAAAGCAUGUGAAAUAAUUUCCUA
This is a messenger RNA of Athene cunicularia (burrowing owl), 3879 nucleotides long. RefSeq names its product farnesyltransferase, CAAX box, alpha (gene FNTA). Gene Ontology annotation, cellular component: cytoplasm; CAAX-protein geranylgeranyltransferase complex; protein farnesyltransferase complex. Gene Ontology annotation, biological process: protein geranylgeranylation; protein farnesylation. The transcript has 10 exons. Gene Ontology annotation, molecular function: CAAX-protein geranylgeranyltransferase activity; protein farnesyltransferase activity. Lineage: Eukaryota; Metazoa; Chordata; Aves; Strigiformes; Strigidae. The record is from RefSeq and is a predicted model, not a curated record. Bases 16 to 1092 code for a protein of 358 amino acids.